This is a messenger RNA of Mobula hypostoma (lesser devil ray), 8152 nucleotides long. Its product is annotated as interferon regulatory factor 3-like. NCBI's taxonomy places the organism in Eukaryota, Metazoa, Chordata, Chondrichthyes, Myliobatiformes, Myliobatidae. The record is from RefSeq and is a predicted model, not a curated record. The transcript is spliced from 9 exons. Bases 84 to 1457 code for a protein of 457 amino acids. Gene Ontology annotation, molecular function: RNA polymerase II cis-regulatory region sequence-specific DNA binding; DNA-binding transcription factor activity, RNA polymerase II-specific; protein binding. Gene Ontology annotation, biological process: regulation of transcription by RNA polymerase II; immune system process. Gene Ontology annotation, cellular component: nucleus.
GGGACAUCCGGGCGGUUGGCGCCAGGUGGGGAACAGCGAAGUGAAAGUGGAUCGCGGCGCCGAGCCGGGACGUCCCUGGCAGGAUGAGUUCCCAGAAGCCUUUGCUGUGUCCGUGGCUCAUCACGCAAGUAGAUAGCGGCCAGUACCCCGGCCUCUGCUGGGUAAAUAAAGAGAAGAGACAGUUCAGGAUUCCUUGGAAACACUGCUUGAGACAGAACAUCUCCUCGGAUGAUGUCAAGAUAUUUGAGGCUUGGGCAAUAGCCAGUGGCCGGUACAGAGUAGGAAUCGAUGCUCCAAAUCCCCCUGUGUGGAAGAGAAACUUCCGAAGUGCUUUAGCACGAAAGAAGCAUUUCCGUAGAGUGCAGGACAACAGGAGUGAUCCCCUCGACCCCCACUUGAUCUACGAGAUCCAUAACUCCGACCUGGAAUCCGAUGCCAGCAGCAAUGAGGAGGAAGAGGUGAAGCUCCCUGUCGCGGAUGUCAACCAUGUGUCCCUACCUGCACCUCCUAACACGGCAACUCUGGAGAGCAGUCUGAGUGGUCUGAGGAUUUUCAGCCAAAUACCAGGACCCAGUAAUCAAGUGCCUCUGGAUGACGCGGGGCUGGCGCUGAAUAUCCCCAGCUAUUCUCCAUUCCAAGCUAUGCCUCCAGCUAGUCAGAGCCAAGCAAACCCAACCCCUCUGCCUGACCUUGGCGCGGCGGCAGACGGCGCUUGGGCAACGCCGACCCUGGACGUAAACCCCAGUGCCAUGAUUCCGAGCACGACCGAGUUCAAAGCACAGAUGAAGGAGUAUUUUCCGGACCGGGUGCUCGUGACGGACUUUGAAGUCUCGAUCUACUAUCGCGGCAGAAAGGUCCAGAAGGAAAUAGUGAGGAACCCCAACGGCUUCCGUCUUUCCUACUCCUCGCAGUCCUCCUUCCCCUACCUGCAGGACGUCUGGUUCCCAGAUCCCACCUCGACGCCGCUGAGUGACCAGCGGCAGAUCAAGUACACCAACAAACUGCUGGAGCGAGUUGGCCAGGGACUGACGCUGGAGGUACAGCAGAACCAGAUUUACGUCCAGCGCUACGGCAGCUGUAAGGUCUUCUGGUCAGUGGGUCAAGACCCCACCAGUUGCGAGCCUCAGGAAAUUUCGAGCAGGAGCUUCACUGUCCUCCAUGGCCUGGCGAAAUUCAGCAAAGAGCUCCAUGACUUUGUGAACUCCACCGGCGGCUCUCCGCAGUACACGAUUUGGUUGUGCUUUGGAGAGCUUUGGCCUGAUCCCGAUGGUAGGCCCUGGAACAAGAAGAUGAUCAUGGUCCGGGUGGUCCCUGUAUCCUUCCAGCUGCUGCACGAGUUGGCUCUCGGAAUUGGAGCCUCGUCUCUGAGGAGCGAUGAAAUGAACCUGCAGUUCUCCAACCAGCUUUGCACCAGCAGCUUUUUAUCGGUACUGGAGGAGUACAUGGACCUGGACUAGACGGGCCCUGUCGUCCGGGGAGCGGCACGGGAGCCUCAUCCGAAACUCAAGUCCCGCCUGGAUUAACAAAGUAAACCUUGAGAAAACUGUAGUCAGCACUUCAGGUGUCACAGGAGAAAGGAUCUUAAAGCUUCUGGCACUUUGGCUAUCAGAAUAUUCAGUACGGGAGUUAGGAAAUUCAAUUGGUGAGGCUUAGUUGGGAGUAUUGUGUGCAGUUCUGGUUGUUUACCUACAGGAGAGACCAGAGUGAGAAUCAGGUUUAAUAUCACUGAAAUUUGUUGUUAUGUGGCACCAGUACAAUGUAAUACAUAAUAACAAAACCUGUAAAUUACAGUCAGUAUAUAUAUAUUUUUUAUAAAGUUAAGUAAGUAAGGCAAAAAAAAAGCAUUGAGAAACUGUUCAUGGGUUCAAUGUUCACUCAGAAAUCUGAUGGAAGAGGAGAUUUCUGAAUCAUGAGGCUCCUGUGCCUCCUUCCUGAUGGUAGCAAUGAGAAGAGGGUAUGCCCUGGCUGAUGGGGGUCCUUAAUGAUGGACGCUGCCUUUUUGAGUCAUUACUCUUCGAAGAUAUCCCCUGGAUGCUGGGGAGGCUGGUCCCCAUGAUGGAGCUGACUGAGUUCACAACUUUCUGCAGCUUAUUUCGAUCCACCCACCGUGCAUGAUGGUGAUGCAGCCAGUCUGAAUGUUUUCCACGGUACAUUUGUAGAAAUUUGCGAGUGUCUUCGGUGUCAAACCAAAUCUCCUCAAACUCCUAAUGAAACAGAGCCGCUGUCUUUGUAACUGCAUCAAUAUGUCGGGCCCAGGACAGAUCCUCAGAGAUGUUGACGCCCAGGAACUUGAAACUGCUCGCUCUUUCCACUUCUGGUCCCUCGAUGAGGACUGAUGUGUGCUCCCUUGUCUUAUUCUUCCUGAAGGCCAUAGUCAAUUCUUUGGUCUUACUGACGUUGAGUGCGAGAUUGGUGUUGCGACACCACUCAACCAGCUGAUCUGUCUCGCUCCUGUACGCCACCUGAAAUUCUGCCAACAGUAGUUGUGUUGUCUGCAGAUUUGUAGAUGGCAUUCGAGCUUUGCCUAGUCACUCAGUCAUGGGUGUAGAGGGAGUAGAACAGUGGGCUGAGCACACAUCCUUGAGGUGUGCCAGCGUUGACCGCCAGCGAGACGGUGAUGUUAAUUACCGAUCCGCACAGAUUGUGGUCUUCCGGCUAGGAAGUCAAAGAUCCUGUUGCAGAGGCCCAGGUUUUAGAACUUUUUGAUCAGAACUGUAGGAAUGAUUGUGUUAAACGCUGAGAUGUGGUCAAUAAACAGCAUCCUGACAUGGGUAUUGUAUUGUCCAGGUGACCCAAGGCCUUGUGAAGAGCUGCUGAGACCACAUCCGCUGUAGACCUAUUGUGGCGAUAGGAAAAUUGCGGUGGUCCAGGUUCUUGCUGAGGCAGGAGUUGAUUCUGGCCAUGACCAACCUUUCAAGGCAUUUCACCGCCGUAGAUGUGAGUGCUAUUGAAUGAUAGUCAUUAAGGCAGCUCACCCUAUUCUUCUUGGGCACUGGUAUAAUUGUUGCUCUUUUGAAGCAGUUGGGAACUUCUGACUGCAGCAAUAAGAGAUUGAAAAUGUCUUUGAGCACCUCCUGCCAGUUAGUUGUCCCAGGUUUUCAGCAUCCUACCAGGUACACUAUCGGGGCCAGUUGCCUUGGGAGGAUUCAGCCUUCUGAAAGAAAGCCUGACGUCGGCCUCUGGGACAGAGAUCACAGGUUCACCAGAUGCUGCAGGGAUCCUCAUAGCUGUCGUUUUAUUCUCCCUUUCAAAGCGAGCAAGCUCGUCUGGGAGUGACGCAUCACAGCCAUUCGUGGUGUUAGGGUUUCACUCUGUAGGCGGUAAUGGCCUGUGAACCCUGCCGCAGUUGAUGUGCAUCCGAUGUCGCCCCCAACCCUUUCGGAAUUGUUCUUUUGCUCUUGAGGUGGCCCUCCGUGAGUCAUACCUGGCCUUCUUGUACAGUCCUGGAUCUCCAGACUUGAAAGCCACAGACCUAGCUCUCAGCAGACCAUGAAUCUCCUGGUUCAUCCAUGGCACUUGACUCAGGUAUGUCUGAUAUGUUCCCGUAGGCACACACUCAUCCACACAGGUUCUAUCGAAAUCAGUGAUGGGGAAGGCAUCAGGAUGUGCUGUUUCCAGCCUGUUGAUUACACUGCUCAGGUCGUCUGGAGCCCGUUUGACACGGGCCUGAGGUCGAAUAUACACUGCUAACAACAUGAUGGCUGGAAACUUCCACGUCAGAUAAAAUGAUUGCUAGAGGUUCCAGGUUGAGUGAGCAGAACCACCACGUUUGUGCACCAGGAGGAGUUAAUCAUAAAGCGUACUCCACCUCCUCUGCCUUCAAAAGAGUCAGCAGUCCUAUCUUGGUCGUGAAGCCAGCAACCUGUAUGGCUGCGUCCAGAAUGACGGGGGAUAGCCAAGUCUCCGUGAAACAAAAAACACAACAGCCUCUGAUAACCCCCAGGUACAGCAAUCUUGCUGUGACGUCUUCAGUUUUAUCUUCCAGAGACUGUACAUCUGCCAGCAGAACGGACGGAGGUGGAAUUUGGAACCCUCAUCAUCUUAAAUCCAGCACAGCAUCCUCUCUUCCACUGUCUUAAAGGGGAACUGCACUUGCAACUGGAGACUACUGUCUGAGAUUUGUCGACUUUUGAGUAGUGAUAGAGUUUUUAAAUACCUUAAAGUGAUGUUGCUUACUGCAUUGUCCAUGGCUGUAGCUGUGUCAAUCUAAAACAGGAAUAUGUGAUGAUUUCCAUUGAAGCUGCUUGCACGAGUCACCACCAGAAGAUAGCAAUAAGGUUAAAAGAGUACAGAGAAAAUUUACAAGGAUGUUGCCUGGACUUGAGAACCUGAAUUAUAGGGAAAGGUUGAAUUGGUUAGGGCAUUAUUCCCUGGAGUGUAGGGGAGUGAGGGGAGAUUUAAUGGAGGUAUACAAAAUUAUGAGGGGUAUAGAUAGGCUUUUUCCACUGAGGGGUGAGACUAGAACUAGAAGUGUUGUGUUAAGGGUAAUGUUUAAGGGAAAACUUCUUCACUCAGAGGGUGGUGAGAGUGUGGAAUGAGCUGCCAGCAGAAGUAGUGGACGAGGCUCAAUAUCAACAUUUGAAAGAUGCUGACAUUGGAGAGGGUUCAGAUGGAACAGGUGUGGAGAGCUUUGGUCCGGGUGCAAAUCGAUGGGACUGGGCAGAGUAAUAGUAUGUCAUGGACUAGAUGGGCUGAAGGGCCUUUUUGGAACUGUAGUGCUCAAUGACUCAGCAGGUCAGGCAGCAUCUAUAGAGAAAGGCACAGAUAAUGUUUCCACUCGGAUCCCCUUCAUCAGAAAAUUUGGAAUGCUGUUUUGAAAAUUGAAUGGAUUCACUGUUGUCAUUAUGGAAGGAAAGCUUAUCCUAUCUGGUCUAUACGUGAGUCCGAUCUAACUGUCCAACCAAGCCAAUGGGUUCUCCUGUGGUUUCCAAAGACGGUUCCUCAUCAUCUUCUUGGGGGUGGCAAAGGGUGCGGAAUAGAUGCCCCCCAGUCCAUUAACCUGACAAAGAUGGCUGAAAAUGAUUGGCUCUCAGCAAAUGGAGCUCGGAGUUCAAUUCCAUAAGACCAUAAGAUACAGGAACAGAAUGAGGCCAUUCGGCCCAUCGAGUCUGCUCCGCCAUUUCAUCGUGGCUGAUCCAUUUCCCUUUCAGCUCCAGUCUCCUGUCAUCUCCCUGUCUCCCUUCAUUCCCUGACUGAUCAAGAAUCUAUUAACCUCUGCCUUAAAUAUACUGUACCUGAUGACUUGGCCUCCACAGCCACCUUUGGCAAUGAAUUCCACAGAUUCUUCACUCUCUCUGGCUAAAGAAAUUCCUCCUCAUCUCUGCUCUGAGGCUGUGUCCUCUGGUCUUAGACUCCCCCACGAUAGGAAACAUCCUCUCCACAUCCACUCUAUCGAGACCUUCCAACAUUCAGUAGGUUUCAGUGAGAUCCCCCUCAUUCUUCUGAAUUCCAGUGAGUACAGGCCCACAGCCAUAAACAAUCCUCAUAUGAAAGUCUUUCAAUCUUGGAGUCAUUCUCAUAAACCUCUUCAAUGUCAGCAUAUCCCUUCUUAGAUAAGGGGCCCAAAACUGCUCACAAUACUCCAAGUGAGGCCUCACCAGCGCUUUAUAAUGCUUUAUAGUCCUCUGGAAAUGAGUGCUAACAUGGCAGUUGCCUUCCUCACCACCAACUCAACCUGUAAGUUAACCUUUAGGGAAUCCUGCACAGGGACUCCCAGGUCCCUUUGUACCUCAGAGUUUUGAAUUUUCUCACGUUUAGAAAAUAGUCUCUGCUUUUUAUUUCUUCCGCCAAAGUGCAUGACCGUACACGUCCCAGCAAUUUCGGAGUUUGGUUCCGCGAGGAGUCUCCGUACGUCCUCCCCGUGGAAUGCGUGGGUUUUCUCCGGGUCCUCUCACGGUCCGAGGUCGUGCCGGGUCAGUUAAUUGGUCAAUGUAAAUUGUCCCAUGAUUAAGUUAGGGUUAGUUGGAGUUGUGGGGGUUGCUGGGGGGGGGGGGCAGGACGGCUCGAAGGGACAAAAGGGCCCACUCCGUGCAGAACCGCUAAAUAAAAUAGCGCCGAUGGUGAAGCUGGAAAUCCGGCAGCUGCAGUAACGCUGUGGGUGGGCCGAUGAGACACUUGGACGGAUGAGAAGACCCCAGUGCUGGACAGUCCUCGCUCUAUGUCGCACACAGGUUUGUGGCCCGGCACAGGGGCAGGCUCUGCGAGUGCACUUUCUGGUACUGGCCACUUCUCGGCAGCACGGCGUCGGAGCCAAACGAGCCACCGUGCCGCAACUGAAAUGUUAGCGUUGUGAUUUGACCGGGAGGUUCCUGUAACGCUUCACUCUGCUGUUCAUUUGACUUAAAGGCAGCCACUCAAUUAAUCAGCUGUCAUCUUCUGCCAUUUGCUGGCUCUGAAUAUUUAAAGGGGUCUCAAUAAUACUGCAUGGGGUCAAAUAGCAAUUUCAUAAUACAUGCUUUCUUUCUGUCGCACUAUUGUUCCACGGUAGCCUAGUGGUUGGCGCAAUGCUAUUAUAGUUUGGGGCGUCGGAGGUCGGAGUUCAAUUUCGACAUCAUCUCUAAGGAGUAUUCACGUAGAAUGCGUGGGCUUCCUCCGGGUGCUCCAGCUCCCUCCGACAGCGCAAAGGCAUUCUAGUUUUGAGAUUAAUUAUUCAUUGUAAAUUGACCUUUAAUUAGGUCUGGGUUGAAUCAGGGGUUGCUGGGGCGACACGGCUCGGAGGACCAGAAGGGCCUUUUGCACACUGUAGCUCUAAAUAAAAAUAAAAAUCUGCCUCAAAACUCUUGUGGUCAACUUGUACUCUGUAAUGGUAACACACACACACACCCAAUUGAGAUUGCAGAAUUGUAGAAAUAUACAGCCCACAUGGGCUGUCUAACUACACGUUGAAUCUUGACUCUUUAACUACACAUUCUAGUGUAAAUAUAGCUACAGCCAAACUGAGACGUUUACACAUUUCUCGCACUUUCUUCGUUUUUGAAAGGGAGAAUAACUCUACUCCUGAGUGAAUUCCACAACUGUCCAGCUCUUGGCUCCAUCCCUCCCCCUCCUGGCUUCUCCUAUCAUUUUGGAUCUCCCCCUCCCCCUCUCAAAUCUCUUACUAGCUCUUCCUUCAGUUCAUCCUGAUGAAGGGUCUCAGCCCGAAGCGUUGCCUGUACCUCUUCCUAGAGAUGCUGCCUGGCCUGCUGCGUUCACCAGCAACUUUGAUGUGUGUUGCUUGAAAUUCCAGCAUCUGCAGAUUUCCUCGUGUUUGCAUCCAACCAUCGAAUGCGUUCUUGACCAGGUACUGAAAACCAACUGGCUGGAGUGUUCGAGGUCACCUUCAACCUCUCCCUGCUGUGGUCUGAAGUUCUCGGCUGAUUCAAUCAUACCAGUGCCCAAGAAGAGCAGGGUGAACUGCCUGAGCGACUGUUGCACCAUAGAAUUCGCAUCUACUGUGAUGAGGUGCUUUGAGAGGUUGAUUAUGGCUGGAAUUAACUCCUGCCUUAACAAGGGCAUGGACUCUCAGCAACUUGCCUGUCACUGCAACAGGUCAACAGCAGACGCCGUCUCACUUGCUCUCCACUCGGCUCUGUAUCUAGACAACAGCAAGACAUACCUCCGGCUGUUAUAUGUUGGUUACCGUUCAGUGUUCGUCCCUCAGUAUUAAUCAUCAGACUUCAAAACUUGGCCCCCUCUGCAACUGGAUCCUCGACUUCAAGGUUCAGGAUUCCGGGUACUUUUAUUAUCAAAGUAUGUUUGCAACUCUGAGAUUUGUCUUCUCCAGAUAGCCAUGAAUCAAAGAAAACCACGGAAGCUGUUCAGAGAAAAACAUCAACCCCCCCCACACACACACACACACACAUACGAAAAGCAAAAUCAAAUCAUACAAAUGGCAACAAGAUCAUCAACUCCCCCCCGCGCGCAAAAAAAAUCACGCAAACAGCGACAAGGCGGCAAGUGUGAUGUUAGCAUUCAUUUCAAGAGGACUAGAAUGCAAAAGCAAGGAUGUAACAUUGAGACUUUAUAAAGCACUGGUGAAGCCUCACUUGGAGUAAUGUGAGCAAUUUUCUGCCCCUUAUCUUUGAAAGGAUGUACUGGAACUGGAGAGGGUUCAAAGGAGGUUCACGAAAAUAAUUCCAGGACUGAACGGCUUGUCAUAUGAAGAGCGUUUGAC